GUUUCCCUCGCCUGCCGUCCACUCGUGUCUGCUAUUCUGGGCACUGGCGGCAGGAUCCGGAAACAAUCAGCAAUAACGCAACCAGACCAAGCGAGGAUUGGUUGUUGAGAUGAUAAUUGGUGGUGGUUGCACAGUUGUCUCAACAGCGACCGCUAGUGCUCAGGUGCUCACACGCUGAAAAACAAGCGAACCUGAUAUUUGUGUAGGGCCCAUAUAUCGAGUAAUGCGUGGCGAACACUCGGACACAGACUCAUGUUUUGGCUUCUGGUUGCCAGGUUGUAAUCUGUAUUUUGGUGCCUGGCACGCACGCGAUGGCCGUCCCAUGGAAUUGCCUGAGCGGCUGCGGAGGGGGGUCGUAACCCGUUACCGAGACUGUUGUCAGAGAAUUGAAUGGAUAGAUUUGAAACCUGGGUCAUAUGAAAGAGAAAGAACGCAAGAGAAACCCGGAGAGGCGCUGAUAGGAGAGGUUCUAACAGAUCCAAUCCAUCCAUGGCGGUGCUUGCGUGGCGGCACUCGUCAACUUCUUGUCCAGCGCAGUCAGUCAAAAGGCAUUGUAAUUAACCAUUCUCGUCCAAGCAAUAGCAAUAUCGGCCAUCUCCAUUCGUCAAUUCCCUGCCUCCACAUUCCCACACGUUUCGUGCUGGCGCUGUCGCUCGCUCUCAACUAUUUUUAUCCAAUCCAAACGUCAUACCUCCCUCUGUAAAGAUAUCGUGCCUAUACGGUGUACACUACUGAAGCCUGAUAAUCAUAAUCACGCAACCUUUUCCCGCCCGCGACCUUCGAUAUUCUCGCACUUUGCUCCCGCUAGUUGCCUUCUCUUGAAACGAGACAAAACGUGCAUAUCACGACUCCAUCAAGGAACGCACAGAUUC
Molecule: messenger RNA, 872 nt
Organism: Aspergillus versicolor CBS 583.65
Lineage: Eukaryota; Fungi; Ascomycota; Eurotiomycetes; Eurotiales; Aspergillaceae
Exons: 3
Coding region: 224-703 (159 amino acids)
Source: RefSeq, a predicted model, not a curated record